Messenger RNA from Ilex paraguariensis (yerba mate), 258 nucleotides. Lineage: Eukaryota; Viridiplantae; Streptophyta; Magnoliopsida; Aquifoliales; Aquifoliaceae. The record is from the annotation of a GenBank genome assembly.
AUGGCACAACGUGCACGUCGAGAGCAUGAGAGAUCGGAACGUCUUCCAAGUCAGUUUACUCUUGUGCUUGCACAAAUUCCUGAGUUUCUAGCAGAACAAGCUAUUCAAACAAAUGUCUCCGGGUCAUCAUUUAUGCCGACAAUGCUUCGAGAAAAUCCUCUACAUAAUCUUUAUGAAGGCAAUUUUGUUGAAGGCACUUCGGUGCAAUCGACACCACCGUCUAUUGGUGCCAUGAACAACAUUACUAUUUUUGGCCAU